Molecule: messenger RNA, 2645 nt
Organism: Orcinus orca (killer whale)
Lineage: Eukaryota; Metazoa; Chordata; Mammalia; Artiodactyla; Delphinidae
Gene: RAB37
Product: RAB37, member RAS oncogene family
Exons: 8
Coding region: 606-1079 (157 amino acids)
Cellular component (GO): Golgi apparatus; endosome
Molecular function (GO): GTP binding; GTPase activity
Source: RefSeq, a predicted model, not a curated record
CAGGCUCCUCCUCCAGCAGCGAGCCAGGGGCUACGGCUCAGGCACGGGGGACGGUCCUCUCCUCACCUGCGCUGGCUUCUCAGGACCGCUGUGGCUCACCCUAGGGCACAGGAUGCUCCCCUAGGGACCCCAGAGGUGGCCAGCUUAGAGGAGUCUGGGCUUGGGGAGGCUCUUGGCUCCCCUACAGGAUGAGAAAUGAGAGACUGAGUCUUAACAUCCUGCCCCCAGCCGGGCAGACAUAUCCCACAGUGCUAGCUGGGCCCCCCCGGCAAGACCUGAGGUCAGCCAGUCUUUCUGGAGUCCCGGGAAGCCCAGCACGGCACUAGGUGGAGGAACUGGGCUGGCCCUGUGGGGACAGAGCAGCUUGCCAGCAUCCCUCCCUCUCACCUCGAUGAACACAUCUUUACAAAUCGGCAUCCCAGAUGCCGAGGGCUCUGAGCACUGCACAUGCACACGGGCCAGGAGAGUGAGGGUCUAACCCUGGCAGGGGUGCUCUCAAAGGCCAGGUGCCUCCCUCCCAGUGCGAGGGGAAGCUUCACUGAGGAGAACUAGUGGACAGCCAGGGGAAAGACGGCCCUGCAGAUCCAGCCUCUGCGGUCCCCGAGAUGCUGAACAAGGUGGUGACCGUGGAUGGUAUGAGGGUGAAGCUGCAGAUCUGGGACACCGCAGGGCAGGAGCGGUUCCGCAGUGUCACCCACGCUUAUUACCGAGAUGCCCAGGCCUUGCUCCUGCUGUAUGACAUCACCAACAAAUCUUCCUUCGACAACAUCCGGGCCUGGCUCACUGAGAUUCACGAGUACGCCCAGAGGGAUGUGGUGAUUAUGCUCCUAGGCAACAAGGCGGAUGUGAGCAGUGAAAGGAUGAUCCGUUCAGAGGAUGGAGAGAUGCUGGCCAGGGAGUAUGGAGUUCCCUUCAUGGAGACCAGCGCCAAGACGGGCAUGAACGUGGAGUUAGCCUUUCUGGCCAUUGCCAAGGAGCUGAAGUACAGAGCCGGGCGGCAGGCUAAUGAACCCAGCUUCCAGAUCCGAGACUAUGUGGAAUCCCAGAAGAAGCGGCCCAGCUGCUGCUCUUUCUUGUGAAUCCCAAGGGGCUGAGAGGAAGCUCCAGAGACGCACAAGGAUGCAGCCUUCUCCCUCAGACCUGGUUUAUUCUAAGCGGCUGAGCCAAUGAGGAGAGAGUUGGGGGACCCAGUGCACAGCCCCUCCGUACUCCUGCCCCUAUUCUAGCUCCUGUAGCUUCCCUGCAUCCCCGGAGGAGGGUCAAAUAUUUUUAUUUCAUUUUAAUGAUACAUAAUCUAAUCAAAAGGGCACCAGAAAACGGAGGAAGGGAGCUGGUGCCCCUUUUGCCUUCUAGUGCUAGGACUCAGGGGCCUGGGCCUCCCACCUACCCACCAUGAGGGUGAUAUUGCACCAGCUCAGCACCAGGGGGCACUGAUGCACUUCUGGGGUAUGAGGCAGGUAGUGACCCCAUUCCCACCCUUCAGCUGGCAAGAGGCUGAGCAGACCCAGGCCUUCAUUUCCUCCGGCUCCCCAGAGAACAAUCUUCCCCAAUAAGACAGGGCCCUUGUGCCAGGAGCGAGACCAAAGCCUCAGGAAGAUAAGAGAUGUGGAGAUUGGGCAGGGACCCAGCUCCCUGGGGGGAGGGGGGGAGAGGAGUAACAGAGAUUAGGUCUGUUAGGCUACCUCUGGCCUUACUAGCCCCUCUCUGGGAGGUGCACCCCAUUUCCCCCAGCCCACAAGCACAUUAGGGCACCUGGAAACAUCUGGCUCCUAUUCACUGGACCUCAGAUCCCAGGGGAGCCCCUCCUCCCUGAAUCCCUGGCCUUAUCUUCCUACCUUUCUGCCUGUGUCCCCAGACACCUACAGUUACUGAUAGGGAAAGGUUAUUCUUCUGUUCCAAUCCUUUGGCCGGUAUGCAGCCCACAGGCUACUUCUUCAAGCAGCUGUAGUGCUUCCACUGGGUAAAGAGGCAGAUAAAAAGAAAGCCCUGACUCCUGGAGUAGGUGGGAGGUAGAAGUGAGCAAACCUCACCCCUUGUGUAACCCCUAAACCCAAGGGCCAUCUCCUCCCCCAUCAGCCACAUCCUUUUCUUCUCAGAUGGACAUUCGGGCCCAAACUUCUUUAUCUCCCUUCGUACUGAGCCAGGUUAGGGAGUGAGAGGUCAUCCAUUUCUGGGAAAAUCAACGCAUUGUGUGCAAAACAAGGUCAUGUGGGUGAGGCUUGGGGUGGGGAGACAGGCAGCAAGGAGUUUACAUGCUAAAGGAGUUUACAUGGGGCCAAGGUCACAUGUCUCCCAAAGCCCUGACCCCAACAAUGGGAAGAGGGCAGGAGACGUGCAGCUUAUGACCUAGAGGCACCUUUACUCCAGCUCUGUUCACCAGGGGUGGGGAGAGGGGUGAGAAAGGUAUGCACUGUACGUAUCUGCAGCUGCUGCAUUUGCUUUCAAGGCAGAAAUCUUGCUCCCAGAGCAGAGUCAGCACGAUAAGGACGCUCUCCAGGCCUCUCCCAGGCAGAGCAGGGAGGAGCCUGACCUUGCCGGGUUCUUCUGGGGCCCAAGGCAGGUCGCAGGCAAUCCAAUCACAUGGGCUGCUCUGGGCCUUUGGCAUUUGUGUUUUUCAGAAGUAAAUGGCAGUAUUUUGGAAAGUA